AAAGCGAUUAAAAUGUUUUUAAGAAAAAUUACAAGUUUGUCGUACAACCACUAUUUCCAUUUCACGAACGAGAUAUAUUUACACGUUAUUGCAUUCACGAGCAAAUUUGCGUACGUAUCUCUGAAUACACUGGUUUUGCUUCCCAAGCUUCUCCUAAGCAUUUUUAUGGUUGUCCUCGUUUGCUCUUCUCUCCAGAAGAAAGCAGUCUCUCCGUCCAUUUACUUUCCACAUGGUCUUAAAGCUGUUCCUUUAGCGCGACGUUCAAAUUAGGACCUUUACGAUAAACUGUCCCAUUUUUCCUUUAGUACAACACAGUUGUGAACAAUAUGACGGUAAUGUAGCGUUCACGAAAGGUGUCGUCACUAGCAGACAAUUUUCCUUUCCGCUCUGAUCGCUUCUUUUCUUCCUUUCGUCCGCCUUGCCUUUGAGUUUCUCCAUAUCUCUCCCUGUUUCUCCUUCCUUUCUUCGUAAAUCAUUUUAUAAUAAAUAUAUCGUUUCUUGUUUUCCUUGUCCUUUCAAUCUAACAACGCGAUAGCGAUUUAAUCUGUUGACCUGUUGAUCUGUUGUUAAUUACGCAAUUAGAUAUCAACAAAACUUAAAUUUUUAUUGUCACAGCGAUCGUGAUAGUUUACCAGCUGGUAAACUUUUAUAAAAAUCGUAGUGACGUUGCUUGGUUGUAUAUCGAUUACGAUCACGAGUAUCAUUUGCAACGAUCAUGACAGUGUACGUUUCACAAAUAGUUUAGGAAUCGUAAAACUUGGUCGGUCAGGAUUACUACUUCCGUUCGCUCGAUGUUUUUGGAUUUACCGGCAUUGCGAUAUGGUAUCUUCAAUUCUCUCAAACCUAUCAAACUUUUUGGCACUGGCGUCGUCCCAGUUUUCACUGAUCCUUUUAUUAUCCGUGCAGUUCCUCGGUAUUAAAGUCGGUUUUCGUAAAACGGCGAAGACGAUACCAGACAAGGGAGACGAGGCGUGUGGACAAGUGUGUGGGUGUGUGUGUGUGUACACGAGAAUAAGCGACUGUGACGGACAAGUUUGGGUAGACCGACAUCCGGUUUAGGCUUAUCCUGUUCCAAUCUUGUUGUAACAAUGUCUAACAAGAUGCGUUAGUAAUGGUAUUAAGGUAAUACAAUAUACAUUUUAUUAGUAUUAAGAUGAUACCGUUACUAGAAUGUUUAGGAAAAUUUCUAUUUUGACCAACACUACUAAUGAAAUGAAAUACAAUUUGUUCCAUUGCCUAAAUAAUACAAAUGCAUUAUUUUAGAUAAUUGACACUUAUAUCGCCGCGUAUCCCGUGUGUUUUUUGCGUAUUUAAAUACCUGAUAGAUAUGAGAUCAUGUUAAAUAUGUGAUAGAAUAUGAGCUGUGAAUAUUUAACUUGUUUUAUUUCAUAAAUAUUAUAGCAAUUGUGAAACGUAUGCUUGCUCUGACCAACCAACCAAAUCGUCGUACAAACAGAAAUAUUGAUUCUCUGGAAAAUGAAAUUAACAUCGUGUUAACGUAUUGCUUAAUUAAAUAUUAUCUUGGUAGUUACAUUUUAUUUGAAACACGUGUUAUUAAAUAUUCGUGCAUCAAAGCUGAGUUAAUGAAAAAUGCAGAGGUAUGCUUUUAGCAUGUAAUUUUUUAAUUUAUAUUUCCAACGACGUUUCACGUGAUUUUAAUCUUCUACAUGCAUAUUACAUGUCACAGCGAUCGAUACUUUCGGAAGAAAUUCAUUAAUUAUUGACUCCUUAAUCGCAUGUUAAUUACAUACAUCGGAACGAUCUAUUAGUUUAAAGAGAAUUUAUCAUCAAAAUGAACUAAGCACGUUCGCGUUGAAUUUUAAUUAAUAUUAACUAAUUUAAUCACUAGUUACGUUACGACUAAUCGAUUUGUAUCAUAAUGGGUAUAUUAAUGAAACGCGCGUCUUAAAAAUAAUCUAGAAAAUGUUUCAACGAUAUGAACUGUAAUGUUGACCAAUGUCGAUAUUUAAAAAAUGAUAAUAAAUUAACGAAUGCCAGGAAGUUUUUACACCAGGAAAUAUUUAGAAAAGAGUAAGAGCAUCGGGAUAAUAGAGACUUGUUGACAAUAGGGUCCUCGUGACAAUAGACGAUAGAAUAGAAUGGCGAAUAGCGAUUCGUAGCGACGGAAUAGAAUGGACAAUAGGUGCUCGACAAUAGAAGAUUCUACAUGAUGUCUCAUACAAACGUAAAGAAAUUAUCUAUAAAUAAUUAUGUAUUUCAUUUUCGAAGAAUCUACAACUUCAUUUAUCUCUAAGCUUUUAUUUCAACCAAUUUAAUUUCCACGAAAAUACUGAUCACUUGUAGCUUCUAUCGUUGAACAGAAUAUAAAUAAAUCUUGACGAUAGAAAUUCUCAGCAAAUCCAGGUUCGUUGUCGAUGAAAGAUAAUUUACAAAAUAAUUAAAAACAUCUACCGUCUAUUAAUAAAUCGCGCGAGCGUGUGAUUCGUUGGUAAAUAAUAUAGGAAAAAGAGAGGAAGAAGGAGAGGAAAGAAAAACUAGGAAGUAUCGAACAUAGUGUAAAUAACGUAGCAAAAAGUCAUAAAAAAGGGAAACUAGAAAGUAUUUAGCGUACGAUAAAGCAUCUUCUUCUCGUCACUGUUCCACGUGAAUGAAUGAAAUGAAAGCGACAACGCGACCGAUGGAGAAACGUAGCUAACGAGCAUCGCUUUGUUCAACACAGGUUACCAUUUCUGUCCGUGUUGCCUGAGAUUUAGUACAGAUAAAAAAAAAAGGGGGUAUCAAGUAAGAAACGAAUGGACCAUCGGAUCAGAAUUUUCUCUCGCGUAGUCGGUAUACGCGUAAUUGCGACAGAGUGGGGAAAAAUAUAAAAGAAAGUUUAGCGGAUGAAAACUUUCUAGUCAUGUGACAACGCACAUGGACGUUACCUCGUGAACGAAAUCAUCGACGAUUCGUUAUUCCGUGCAGAAAUGCAUGAAACGACGCUUCGCCUCGCAAUUUGUGUCCGUUCUCUUCGAUCACAGUGAACGAUAGAACUCGAAUCGCUCGAAAGUGGCGAAGUGCACACGUGUUUGUACGAUCGCCAGCUCCGGCUAUGUUAUUUUAAAUCACGAACUUUAUUCGAAUAAAUAUAAUAGUGCAACGGGGUAAUUGUACAAAGUGGAGUUUCUUAAUUUCGAAAAUGAAUAUACUUAUACGGGUGAGUAUCAAUUACAUUACGAUUUACUAUAUCGGGUUUCAUGGAAUAUUUAUCACGUUGGCACAUUGAUUAAUUUUCUGAAUGGAGCUGCAAUCACGUAUACGAGAGGCACAACGUGCGUAGCUCUAUCUUCUUUCCCAUUCGUCUCGUAACACAUUUUCGGUGUAUAAUAAAACAGUAUUUGGUCGAUUCACAUCGUCGACGUUUAUCAUAACGCGUUGUCACGACGCUGUUUCAUCGUCCAAAUUGAUAGAAACGUCAAGGACUAUCAAUAGGAUCGAAAUUGUGAAACUGAUUGUAUGCAGACAACUCGAUAACUUGAAACACGGAGACUGUAUAAUAUGAUUCGACGUGUGAAAUAAUUGCAUACUGUAUCAACGAAGAAGGAAUAGCGGAUCGUACAGUAAUUUCUCGAAUAACGUCAGUUAGAUCGUAAUAACGUAAACGACAAAUAACUCAAAUUCGAAGUUAGGAACGUCGUUAAAUUUUAGCUACUAUAUAUUAAUAAAUUAUGAAAAGAAAAGACUAAAAGUUAAUAAAAGUAGUAAGAAGAUACGUUUUUAUCGAUACGUUCGAUCAUUUUUUGAAUCGUAUAAAAUCAAUAAUUUGUUGCUUCACUAGCGCUGUUUUCUAGUUGCACUUUUCGCGUUGCUGUUCGAAAUUAUCGAAAUGGGAGACGGUUACAAACUAAUCAGGCCGUACAAAUACUAUCAACGUAGACCAUGGUGGCGGCAUCGAUCGUACACGGAUCACAAAUCAUCCAAGUUCUACCACUCUAAGAGGAUAUCACCGGAAGACCAUUAUUCUCGAAGGCCAAGUUAUAAUAGACGUUUCAGAUAUGGCUCUACGAGAGACGAUUUCGAUGGAGGCGCCGAAAAUCAUCACCCUUACACCAUCGUGAUACAAUUGCCCAAAGAAGAAGAUAAAUACGAAGACGAUAAUUAUGAAAAGCGGAAAAGGAAUUACGAAAGGAUUUCUAUACCUGUGUAUACUAUUGAAAAUGAUUAUAUCGAGGAUGAGGAUGACAUUGAAUCAAAAGUAGUGAACGUAAAUAACAAAAAGAUGCAAAUAAAGAUGAUCAAAGGCGAAAAUCCCAAACUGCAUAUCAAAAUAUCAAGAUCGGACAAUGACAAAAAUAUAGAAAUUGUAGAUAAAACGAACACCACCGAAGUAAAUCUACCAUCAUUAUCAAGAACGUAUGCAAAUUUAACAACACCUGUGCCACAAUCAACGGAAUAUUGGGCUCCAACGCCUCAUUUUGAAGAUAUUCGACAGAAACGAAUUUAGAAAUUCUAAUUUAUAUUUAAGACGGUAUUUCUAUUAAGCUUAAAAUUAAAUUAUUGUUUAAUAAAAAAUUACUACAUCUUUAGCCAUUUAUUAAGUCAGCUAUAUAUAAUAGUGGAACAUAGUAUUAAAGUCUAAGAUUAAGAAAUAAAUUUGUUUGUUACGUUUACUGUAAUUUCUUUUCGGUUGUUUCCCACGCAAGAACGAGACUAUAAGCUAUACAGCACGAAAAAGCACAGGA
Bombus terrestris (buff-tailed bumblebee) is the source of this 4682-nucleotide messenger RNA. RefSeq lists its product as uncharacterized. The transcript has 3 exons. The record is from RefSeq and is a predicted model, not a curated record. Lineage: Eukaryota; Metazoa; Arthropoda; Insecta; Hymenoptera; Apidae. Bases 3827 to 4444 code for a protein of 205 amino acids.